This is a messenger RNA of Argentina anserina (silverweed cinquefoil), 775 nucleotides long. RefSeq names its product acireductone dioxygenase 1. Lineage: Eukaryota; Viridiplantae; Streptophyta; Magnoliopsida; Rosales; Rosaceae. Gene Ontology annotation, molecular function: acireductone dioxygenase [iron(II)-requiring] activity. Bases 54 to 617 code for a protein of 187 amino acids. The transcript is spliced from 5 exons. The record is from RefSeq and is a predicted model, not a curated record.
UAUGAAUCUUUGAUAUCAAUCGAGAAGCGGAUGCUGAAAAUUUUGAGUCAACCAUGGCGAUGGAGGCAUGGUUCAUGGAUGAGAGCGUUGAAGACCCAAGGCUUCCUCACCAUCUAAGCCCCAAAGAAUUUGUUCCUUUGGACCAUUUGGCAGAGCUGGGUGUGCUCUACUGGCGCUUGAACCCCAAGGACUAUGAGAAGGAUGAAAAGCUGCGCCAGAUUAGAGAAACCAGGGGUUAUAAUUACAUGGAUUUGCUUGAUAUAUGCCCUGAGAAACUGCAGAACUAUGAUGAGAAGCUGAAGAACUUCUACACGGAGCAUAUUCAUGGUGAUGAAGAGAUACGUUAUUGUUUAGAUGGAUGUGGAUACUUUGAUGUCCGAGACAAGGAUGAUCGUUGGAUUAGAAUCUGGAUUAAGGCCGGUGAUCUUAUCAUUUUACCUGCCGGAAUUUACCACAGGUUCACUCUAGAUACCAGCAACUAUAUUAAGUUGAUGAGGUUGUUUGUGGGAGAGCCUGUGUGGACUGCUUACAAUCGACCACAGGAAGAACAUCCAGCUAGAAAGGAGUACAUUGAGAGCUUCACUAAGAAACUUGGAGUUGCAUUAGAAGCUCAUUAAAGGGCUUCUUGUACUGUUCUUACAAGUCUUACUGUAUGGUAGUUUAUGUUGAAGCUCUAUAUAUAUGUUUUUACCUUUUGGAAAAAUGUAUGAAAAUCAGAAAAUGUACUUAAAAUGAAAAUCUCAGACCAUUUUCAAUACAACAUUGGCCUCUGCCU